AUGAGCCGCGCGCGCAGCGAAUCCCCGCUGAUGGAGGAUUAUGGCAGCCUCAACAGGCUGAACUCAGCGCGCUCGAACCCGCUCUUCGAUGCUGCGCGAGCGCGGAAACAGGCCGAGCAGGACUCCAUCCUGCUGGCCAACCGCAUUCGCCUGUUGCGGAAUGAGGAGGCCAAAACCAAGCGGAAGAUCGCAGAGACCGAGCGGAAGACGCAGGAGAUCGUCCAGUCGCGGCGCCGCAACGAGCUGCGGCGCCAGGAGAAAGAGGCCUUCGAGGCCCAGAAGGAGGCCAUGGAAUCCGAGUUCCGCGCCAAGCAGAUCUUGGAACGGGAGGAUCAGCAGCACAAGAUCCAGGACCAGAUGAGGAGAAUACAGGAGAAGAACCGCUCCGGUGGCCGGGUGCAGCGUCAACAGCGGCAGGCGCAUCGGCAGAUCCUGGACCUCGAAAAGCAGGCCGCCGCGGACGAGGCUUUCGCUCGAGCGGAGCAGGUCCGGGCCGCCAUGGACCGCGCCGCGCGCAGCCGCGCGCGCUCGGAGGGCGCCAAGCAGGAGCUCGCCAAGGACGUGAUCCGCGAGCGCAUGGUGCGGGAGGAGGACGAGCGGCGGCAGCGCGUCUCCGAGAUCGAGAGGAUGGAGCGGGAGGAGGCUGAGCUCAUGGAGCGGCUUCGGCGCUCCCAGGAACGGCACCGGAUGGCCUACAUGCAGCUCGAGGACGUGCUGCGGCAAGGCAGUGUACAGUCCUUGAGCAUGUCGCCAUCGGAGUUCCAGAUGGCCAACGUCUUCGAGGCGAUGGAGCAAUGUUGCUUCGACUGCCAGCGACAUGCGCAGCUCGCCUUGGCUCAGCUUGGCUCGCGAACUCGCCGCACCUGGGCGAUGGCGUCGUUGCCGAACCUCCUGGAAGACGCGCGUCCCGCCAAGACGGUGGAAGAACCCAGGACGGACAGUGACAGCUUGCAAGCUCGACGCGCCCAGUUUCGCAGCGGCGGAGAGAAACUCAGCUUGCAUUGCCAGUCACACCCGGCUGAAACCGUGGGCGUGACGGACCUUUGGAACUUGAACUGCCCAGAUCCUGACAGUCGCAAGCACUCCCUGUCGCAGUUCAGUUUGCCUACUUGCGCAUUGCCUUCACUUGAGACCUGCAAAACUGGCUGAAGUGACAGACCUCCGUUGCAGCUCAGGCCCCUUCUAAAAACGAUCCUUGCACGACGUGAAGGGGCUGGAGACAGCAACGAGGCUUUUUAGUACUCACGUAAUGGCCGUUGGGGGCUUUUAGCACUACUGGAGCGUUGUCUAGAAAGGAUUACCAUCGCUGCAAUGCAAAGAGUCUUGAAAGACUCUCCUUGCCCGAUUCUUCAAACCAAUCUGCAUAACUGCUGACCAGCUGUGCAGACCGGUGUUGGUGUG
Effrenium voratum is the source of this 1401-nucleotide messenger RNA. The record is from the annotation of a GenBank genome assembly. NCBI's taxonomy places the organism in Eukaryota, Dinophyceae, Suessiales, Symbiodiniaceae.